AUGCUGCCAACCGACUCUUCUCAACCGCCUCCGGGGUCCUUCAUGACACCCCCGGGGGGUUUCCUCCGGCCAGCCGAGGUUCCGUUUUCGCAGCGUCAGAAUGGCUUUACACAUACCACUUCUACUUCUCGGAUUAUUUAUCAAACACGAUCUCUAUCCUCUACCUCCCGACUCCUCCAAACGAAACCCCCAUCACCGUCUUCAGACUCCACUUCGACUCAACCCAAUGGCGCUGCCACCCCGGAAGUAGAGAAGAAGGAAGAGGAAGGAUUCGAGCUCUCCGAGAGAGCCGCGCAAGCAGCGCAGGUCAAUCUACGAGCCAAAUUGGCCAAGGAUGGGUCCUCAGGCAAAAAGUCUGGAUUUGCGGAGAUUUGGCGACUAUUCAAGAUUGCGCGACCCGAAUCCAAAGCGCUUGGUUUCGCAUUCUUAUUUUUGUUAGUGUCAUCGUCUAUUACUAUGUCGAUCCCAUUCUCCAUUGGAAAGAUCAUGGAUGGAGCCACAAAGAGCGUCGAAGAGGGCGGUGGUCAACUGUUUGGUUUGAGCAUGCCCAUGUUCUAUACUGCUCUGGGUGGAGUUCUUCUCAUUGGUGCCGCCGCCAACUACGGCCGUAUAAUCAUUCUUCGAAUCGUGGGUGAACGUAUUGUUGCGAGACUCCGUUCGAAGCUUUUCCGCCAGACUUUUAUUCAAGACGCCGAAUUCUUUGAUGCCAAUCGAGUCGGUGAUCUGAUCUCUCGCCUGAGCUCAGACACGAUCAUUGUUGGUAAAAGUAUCACUCAGAACCUAUCGGAUGGAUUGCGGGCUGGUGUCAGCGGUUUCGCGGGCUUCGGUCUGAUGGCAUAUACCAGCUUGAAGCUUUCCAGUAUCUUGGCUAUACUCUUGCCACCGAUCGGCCUUGGCGCUCUCUUUUAUGGACGGGCAAUCAGAAACCUCAGCCGCAAGAUCCAGAAGAACCUUGGUAGUUUAACAAAAAUUGCCGAGGAGCGUCUGGGAAAUGUGAAAACUAGCCAGUCUUUUGCAGCUGAAGUCCAGGAAGUUAACCGCUACAACACCCAAGUUCGCAAGAUUUUCGAUCUCGGAAAACGGGAGUCUCUGAUCAGUGCGACCUUUUUCAGUACAACUGGCUUGAUGGGCAAUAUGACGAUUUUGAGUCUUCUCUAUGUGGGAGCUGGGAUGGUCCAAUCCGGGGCUAUCAGCAUCGGAGAGCUGACCUCUUUCUUGAUGUACACUGCCUACGCUGGCUCGAGCAUGUUUGGUCUGUCAAGCUUUUACUCCGAGCUGAUGAAAGGUGUCGGUGCUGCAAGCCGACUCUUCGAACUGCAAGACCGACAGCCGACGAUCCACCCUACAAAGGGACUCAAGGUGGACUCUGCUCGCGGGCCGAUCCGGUUCGAGAAUGUUUCCUUCAGCUACCCGACUCGCCCUGCCGUGGCUAUCUUCAAAGACCUCGAUUUUGAGAUCCCUCAAGGUACUAAUGUGGCCAUUGUUGGUCCAUCCGGAGGUGGUAAAUCCACCAUUGCGUCUAUCCUGCUUCGAUUUUAUAGCCCUACCGCGGGUCGUGUCCUAAUCAAUGGCAAGGACGUCAGUGGAAUGAAUGCCAAGUCUCUUCGUCGCAAGAUUGGCGUGGUUGCCCAAGAACCUGUGCUUUUCUCAGGAACCAUCUCAGACAACAUUUCCUAUGGUCGCCCUCACGCCACACGGUCAGAGAUCAUCGCUGCUGCCCGCCAGGCCAACUGCCAGUUCAUCAGUGAUUUCCCUGAUGGCCUCGACACCCACGUUGGAGCCCGCGGGGCCCAACUCUCAGGUGGACAGAAGCAGCGAAUUGCCAUUGCGCGUGCCCUGAUCAAGGAGCCUGACAUUUUGAUUCUGGAUGAGGCUACCUCCGCCCUGGAUGCUGAAUCAGAGACACUCGUUAACAGCGCGCUUGCUGCUCUUCUCCGGGGUAACAAUACCACUAUCAGCAUCGCUCACCGUCUCUCCACGAUCAAGCGCUCUGAUACCAUUAUUGUUCUUGGCAAUGACGGCACUGUCGCUGAGCAAGGCAGCUAUGAAGAGCUCAGCUCUCGCCCCGAUGGAGCUUUCACCAAGCUUAUGGAAUGGCAGUUGAGCGGAGGGGAGGCCCAAAACCCGCCUACUCGGUCCGUUGAACCGGACGAACUCUACAAGCUCCAAAAGGAAACGGAGCCUGAACCGGAAAUCGAAGAAGACGAAGUAGAGGAGUCAGAGUCCGAGAAGAAGAAGAAGGACUAG
Messenger RNA from Penicillium waksmanii, 2247 nucleotides. RefSeq names its product ATP-binding cassette permease mdr2 (gene mdr2). The transcript has 3 exons. Gene Ontology annotation, cellular component: membrane. The record is from RefSeq and is a predicted model, not a curated record. Gene Ontology annotation, molecular function: ABC-type oligopeptide transporter activity; ATP hydrolysis activity; ATP binding. The coding region runs from base 1 to 2247 and encodes 748 amino acids. Gene Ontology annotation, biological process: transmembrane transport. Lineage: Eukaryota; Fungi; Ascomycota; Eurotiomycetes; Eurotiales; Aspergillaceae.